UACAAUGACUAGUUAAUCCAAUACAAAAGAAAAACAUCAAAGUGUCUUUAGGUCCUGUAUGACGAGGUGAAAACUGAUGACAGGUAUCAACUCCCAGUCAGCAUCACAGGAAAAAAAAAAGGUUAUUCAUUGUAGAUACACAUAGCCUAUAAAAACCCCAAAACAAUACAAGCACUGCUUUAGUAACCUGAAUAUUGGGACUAUGACACUGACCUGAGACUGAGGACUGUAAUUUAUAGAACUCUAACUUAACUCUUAGAAAGAUUACAGAGCAACUGGGGUGUAAUUGGAAAACAAUCAAGAUGAAGAGAGAAGAAUGGAUCCUGUUCAUAAUAAGUGUCAUUCUUCAAAUUCCAUUAAAAACUGCUGGUGUCACAUGUGGAAUAUCAACAAUGGUUCCUUUAGAAAGCACCCUUGGAAACUCAACUAGUCUUAGUGAAUCAUCAGAAAAUGCAGUUGUUACAUCUUCAACAUCACCAAGUUGUUCUGCUGGAACAGAUGUGGAAAGAACACUGGGAAACUCAACUAGUCUUACUGAAACAACAGAAAAUGCAGGUGUUACAUCUUCAACAUCACCAAGUUCUUCUGCUGGAACAGAUGCAGGAACAACACUGGGGAGCUUAACUAGUCUUAGUGAAACAUCAGAAAAUGCAGUUGUUACAUCUUCAACAUCACCAAGUUUUUCUUCUGGAACAGAAGUGGAAAGAACACUGGGAAACUCAACUAGUCUUACUGAAACAUCAGAAAAUGCAGGUGUUUCAUCUUCAACAUCACCAAGUUAUUCUGCUGGAACAGAUGCAGGAACAACACUGGGGAGCUCAACUAGUCUUAGUGAAACAACCACACUGCAGACAUCAACAGCUGUUACAUCAGAACCAGCAUCUAGCUCUCCUUCAGAAUCAACUCCAGCUAUCACACUGCAAACAUCAACAGGUGUUACAUCAGAACCACCAUCUAGUUCUCCUUCAGUACCAACUACAACUAUCACACUGCAGACAUCAACAGGUGUUACAUCAGAACCACCAUCUAGUUCUACUUCAGUAUCAACUACAGGUACCAUACUGCAGACAUCAACAGGUGUCACAUCAGAACCACCAUCUAAUUCUACUUCAGGAUCAACUAUGGCUACCACACUAGAAAAAUCAACAGAUUCCUCUACAACCGUAGGCCAAGUUCUUACACUGGAAAUUAGCUUCAUCACUGCAGAGCCAUUCAGUAAUGACUUAUUAAACACAACUUCACCUGCUUACACUGAACGUGCAAAACGUAUCACAGAUGAGUUUGAGCCAGUUUUUAAGAACAAAUACAUGAACUUCAUUAAUCUGAGAGUGAUUGGUUUCAGACCUGGGUCAAUCAUCUCAGACAUCAGUGUAACACUGAAUGGAAGUCUACCUGAUAUUUCUUCAAUCAAUGAGACUAUGCUCAGUGCAAAUACGAGCUUUGAAAUUACAAGCCUCAGUGUAAAUGAAGUUUCAUAUAAACCACCAACAACAACUAUAACACAGACUUCAACAACUGCAGCUACAACAGAAAUGACAACAGAAGUUCCAGCAAGCACAGAUAGUACCACAGUUGCUACUUUGGAAACAGCAACAAGUACUGCUACCCUGUUGACUACAGAGAGUACACUGCAAACGUCAACAGAUGUCACAUCUGAAACAGGAUCAACCACAGCUAUCACACUGCAGACAUCAACAGCUGUUACAUCAGAACCACCAUCUAGUUCUGCGUCAGUAUCAACUACAGCUACCACACUGCAGACAUCAACAGCUGGUACAUCAGAACCACCAUCAACUUCUCCUUCAGGAUCAACCACAGCCAUCACACUGGAAACAUCAACAGCAGUUACAUCAGAACCACCAUCAACUUCUCCGUCAGUACCAGCUACAACUACCACACUGCAGACAUCAACAGCUGUUACAUCAGAGCCACCAUUAACUUCUCCUUCAGUACUAUGUAAAUUCCGACCCUGCUGCUGGGGCUAA
Ictalurus furcatus (blue catfish) is the source of this 1985-nucleotide messenger RNA. Its product is annotated as mucin-5AC. The record is from RefSeq and is a predicted model, not a curated record. The coding region runs from base 303 to 1985 and encodes 560 amino acids. NCBI's taxonomy places the organism in Eukaryota, Metazoa, Chordata, Actinopteri, Siluriformes, Ictaluridae. The transcript is spliced from 8 exons.